This is a messenger RNA of Eubalaena glacialis (North Atlantic right whale), 1329 nucleotides long. RefSeq names its product V-set and immunoglobulin domain containing 2 (gene VSIG2). The record is from RefSeq and is a predicted model, not a curated record. Lineage: Eukaryota; Metazoa; Chordata; Mammalia; Artiodactyla; Balaenidae.
AUGCCUCCCUCUUCCUCCUGGGUCACUCUUUCCCUACAGAGCACCAGUUCUGAUCCCUCUCCCCUGAGGUGCCCACCCCAGGCCCAGCCCUUUCCCCAGGGCCUGACUGCUUCAGAAAUUGGGGGGAAGGGGACAAAAGAAGGGAGUAGGGCUAGAAUGAUUCCUGUACUGGGGCCUGGAGGAGGGAGGCGCACUUCCUUACCUGAGGGCCAGGCCUCUCCCCUUGUUUGCUCUGAGAUAGCCAGUCUCGCUGGGGCCUGGCACCAGGAGGCUGCCCUGUGGGCACUCUUCUCCCAGAGCCAGACACCCAGACGGACCAACAGCCGGCAGGACGCGGCCAUGGCCUGGCUCCCGGGGCCCUUCCUCUGCGGGGCCCUGCUGGGCUGGGUCUGCUUGAGUGCCCCCGGGCUGGCCGUGGAGGUGAAGGUGCCCACCGAGCCCCUGAGCGUGCCGGUGGGCAAGACCGCCGAGCUGACGUGCAGCUACAGCACAUCGGUGGGAGACAACUUCGCCCUGGAGUGGAGCUUCGUGCAGCCUGGGAGGCCCGUCUCCUCGUCCCAACCCAUCCUGUACUUCACCAAUGGCCAGCUGUAUCCAACUGGUUCUAAGGCAGAGAGGGCCAGCCUGCUUCAGAACCCCCCCACAGGAGGAGUGGCCACCCUGAAACUGACUGAUGUCCAUCCCUCGGACACUGGAACCUACCUCUGCCAUGUUAACAACCCGCCAGAUUUCUACACCAAUGGGUUGGGGUUAAUCAACCUUACUGUGCUGGUGCCCCCCAAUAGCCCCUCGUGCAGUCAGAGUGGUCAAACCUCCGUGGGGGGCUCUGCUGCAUUGAGAUGCAGCUCUUCCGAGGGAGCCCCCAGGCCAGUGUACAACUGGAUCCGCCUUGGAUCUUCUCCUACACCACCUCCUGGCAGCAUGGUGCAAGAUGAGGUGUCCGGCCGGCUCAUUCUCACCAAUCUCUCCCUGGUUUCCUCGGGCACCUACCGCUGUGUGGCCACCAACCAGAUGGGCAGUGCAUCCUGUGAGCUGACCCUCUCUGUGACUGACCCUUCCAAAGGCCGAGUGGCCGGGGCUGUGAUCGGGGUGCUGCUGGGCGUGCUCUUCCUGUCAGUUGCUGUGUUCUGCCUGAUAAGGUUCCAGAAAGACAGGAGGAAGAAGCCCAAGGAGACAUACGGGGGUAGUGACCUACGGGAGGAUGCCACCGCACCUGGGAUUUCUGAGCAACCUUCUGUGAGGGCCGAUUCUAACAAUGGGCUCCUGGAGAGGCCCCCGUCUGCCAGCACUGUGACGACCACCAAGUCUAAGCUCCCUAUGGUUGUCUGA